GGCCGCGGGCCGGGCAUGGAGCGCUGGGCGGGGGCCGCCGGCGGCUGGGGCUCGCUGUGGGGAGCGGGCUGGGGCCGAUGGCCGUGCUGGGAGCUCCUGGCCGCCUGCGCCGUCAUCGGCGCCGUGGGCUGGCUGCUGCGGCUGCGGGACAGGAGGCCGGGCGGCCGCCGAGCCGCGGCCAUCGCGCCCCGCCCGGCUCCCGCCGCCUGCCCCGCGCCCUCCGCCGCCGCGGGGAGCCGGCACUGCAGCGGGGCCCGCCCAGGUGAAAUAACAAUGGAUACAAUACUGUCCCAGCUGAAGAAGCUUGGCCCCGAUGAGCUGAGAGAAGAGAUCGUGAGAGCAGGACUGAAAUGCGGCCCCAUUACUGCAACUACGAGGUUCAUCUUUGAGAAGAAGUUGGCCCAGGCGCUGUUGGAGCAGCAGGGAGCACUGCAGGACACGGGAUCUGCUCUGCCUCAGGAGGCUGCUGGGAAUCACAACGGCCACGGAGGUGCUGCUGAGGAGCCAGACUUUGGGUACUGUGUGGGUGUGAACCCUCCAGAAGAAGAUGCUGUGACACACGUGAACUGCUCAGCUCCAGCCUGUGCAGCAGGAAGUGCUGAUUCACAGAGCAGUGCUCAGACACCCUCCCGAGAUCCUCCGCUGUUCUACGGUGUUUGCCCAGUUUAUGAUGACAUACUGGCAAGGAAUGAGAGAGUACAUGUUUAUGAAGAUAAAAAGGAGGCUCUCCAAGCUGUUAAGAUGAUUAAGGGUUCCCGUUUUAAGGCUUUUACAAACAGAGAAGAUGCUGAGAAAUUUGCUAAAGGAAUCUGUGAUUAUUUCCCAUCUCCCAGCAAGUCCUCCCUAUGUUUGUCACCAGUGAAAAUGGGAUCAUUUAACAGAGAUGGCUUGUGCUCCCCUGAAGCUGAAACUGCCAACAAGGAGAGAGCCAACAGCUACAAAAGUCCACGGACUCAGGAUCUCACGGCUAAACUUCGGAAAGCUGUGGAGAAGGGAGACACAGCAACGUUUUCAGAGCUGAUCUGGAGUAACCCUCGCUAUCUGAUCGGGUCAGGAGACAAUCCAACGGUGGUACAGGAAGGGUGUAGGUACAAUGUCAUGCAUGUGGCUGCCAAGGAGAACCAACCUGGGAUCUGCCAGUUGCUGCUGGACACUUUGGAAAAUCCCGAGUUCAUGAGGCUCAUGUACCCGGAUGAUAACGAGGCCAUGCUGAAGAAUCGCAUCCAAUACAUUGUUGACCUUUACCUCAACACACCAGAUAAAAUGGGAUUUGAUACUCCGCUGCAUUUUGCCUGCAAGUUUGGGAAUUUGGAUGUUGUUAAUGUGCUUACCUCACACCCAGCUAUUGUGAAAAAUCCAAGAAACAAAUAUGAUCAAACUCCAGCAGAAGUAAUUUGUGAAAGAAGCAAGAAUAAAUCUGCAGAAUUGAAAGAAAAGCUGAGAGAGUACUUGAAAGGCCGAUAUUAUGUGCCCCUCCUGAGAGCAGAGGACAAUUCCUCAGCUCCUGUCAUCGGAGCGCCGUGGUCACCGGACCAGACGGAUGAUGGUCCCCAGAGGGCUUCAUUGAAAUACCCUGGCAGCCCCAAAGAUCCAGUGUUGUCCAUAAGAGCUUUUGCAGGCCCCAUGAGCCCCUCAAAGGCUGAAGAAUUUCGCAGGCUUUGGAAAACUCCACCUCGAGAGAGAGCUGGCUUCUUUCACAAUGUCAGGAAAUCUGAUCUGGAGAGGGGUGUUGAAAGAGUUGGAAGGGAGUUAGCUCAUGAGCUGGGGUUCCCGUGGGUUGAAUACUGGGAAUUUCUGGGCUGUUUUGUUGAUCUGUCUUCCCAGGAGGGGCUGCGAAAAUUAGAAGAGUACCUGAGUCAUCGUGAAAUGAGCGAAAAGGCUCAGCAGGAGACAGGGGAAAAUGAAACCUGCAACAGAUAUAAAACACCCCAGCCCUCGGGGAAGAGCAAAAAGUCCUGCAACUCCAUUUCGGUGGGGGCGUUUCUGGACGAGGAUGACGAUGACAUGAGCUUGGAGGAAAUCAAAAACCGGCAGAACGCGGCGCGGAACUUCAGCCCCCCGCUGGUGCCGGGGGAGCCCGGCAUCGCCGACAGCAUCGACGACAUCCUGGCCGUGGGGCGGGCGGCGAACAUCCUGCCCACGGCCCCCCACGGCCACAAGGCAGCUGCUCCCAGCAGGAACGGGUUCUGCAGCCCCGUGGGCACCGACAGGAUCAUCAGCCGCGGGGAGGAACGUCCCGCAUCGCCCGUCUCCGAUUUAACCCCCGAGUUUGAGAGCCUGUCCUUCCAGGAGCAGGAGCUUGCGGGAGCAUCCCAUAAAAUCACGGAAAAAACUGGGAAGGAGGGGGUUCUGGACAAGGCCUGCUGUGCAGUGUCACUGGCGAGUUCUCCUGAGCCAGGAAAAUCUGGAGAGGCCAAGUUAAGGACAGAACACAAAACGCCCUUAGAAAAGGAGAGGCUGCCCAGGCAGUCUGGGAUUCUGACCAAGGAGGCACAACAGCGACAAGAACUUUCUUCCCAGAAGUUUCUCUCGAAGGCUUUGCCCACAAAUGACAAUUCUACGUUAUUCCUGCUUGGGGAGCAGCCCUCGAAGCUGGAUGGUGAUGUGCUGGCAGCUCUGGAAGCAGCAGAGAUCGAUGCCCAGAAAUACCCGAUGAUUUCCAAGUGGAAGCUCGCAGUGCAGUCCUACUCCUCCUCUGACAGGCAAAGUUGGCCCAGUCCAGCUCUGAAGGCGAAAUUCCGGUCCCAAACCACCCCUGCUGGCCUUCCAAGUGGUUCAGUGUAUCCCAGCUCCGGGAGGAGCAGUCCCCUGGCAGGGAGUCCGGGCAGACACGGCAGUGGCAGCUCCUUCCCUGCAGAGCUGGGCAGUCCCGGGCGCUACAGCCCGGCCUGGGUGCCCCCGGCCCUGCUCCAACCGCGCCACCGGGCAGAGCCCCCCGCCCUCUGAGCACCUGGGA
Empidonax traillii (willow flycatcher) is the source of this 2956-nucleotide messenger RNA. It is a transcript of the gene ANKLE2, whose product is annotated as ankyrin repeat and LEM domain containing 2. The transcript has 13 exons. The coding region runs from base 16 to 2946 and encodes 976 amino acids. Gene Ontology annotation, biological process: negative regulation of phosphorylation. NCBI's taxonomy places the organism in Eukaryota, Metazoa, Chordata, Aves, Passeriformes, Tyrannidae. Gene Ontology annotation, molecular function: protein phosphatase 2A binding. The record is from RefSeq and is a predicted model, not a curated record. Gene Ontology annotation, cellular component: endoplasmic reticulum.